Messenger RNA from Toxotes jaculatrix (banded archerfish), 4722 nucleotides. RefSeq names its product coiled-coil domain-containing protein 138-like. Bases 68 to 1858 code for a protein of 596 amino acids. The record is from RefSeq and is a predicted model, not a curated record. NCBI's taxonomy places the organism in Eukaryota, Metazoa, Chordata, Actinopteri, Toxotidae. The transcript has 15 exons.
GGGAGUUGAAGGUGCAGAGAAUCAUACCUGGAGUAAUUUGUCGGUUUUAAUUACAGCUGUCGUAACAAUGAACCGGCAGUUUAAGGACAACGAGUCCGGCGAAGCGGAUACUGUAGAGAAACUUAAGCAGAAAUAUUUGGAGAGAAGGAAACAGUUGCCACCUUCAGAAGAUAUCACCUCAGGAACCAGCGAUGAAGCAGUACGAAGGCUUGUUUUGGCCCACAGAUCCAAACAGCCAAACCAAGAGUGGAAAUGCUACAGCAAAGCUUUAAAUGAGCUGUUCAAGGCAGUUACCAACCAUCCUGAACAUAUCAUGUUCUUUCUAAGGUUUGGCAGUGAUCAUAGUCUGCAUGGCAGUAAUGAGGACCUGGGUGGGGACUUUGCAGCUGCCCCACUUCAAGACUCUCAGGUGCUGUUUACAGAAACAGAUGUGACCCUGCCUUCCUGUCUGGAUGGUAGCCCUGGCUCCCAUGAAACUGAUGCAGACAUAGGGUUGCAGAGAGCUCACCAAUUCUCUGACUCACACCGCUCCUCAUCUUUAGUAUUAGUAAAGGUUUACCAGGAGAUGAUGACCAUCUACGAACAGCUAAAGGCAGAGCGACAAAGCCAGCAGCAGUGGGAGAGGGAGCUGCAUGAGCGAGAAAAGAGGCUGAAAGAACAAGAAGAGGCUUUUGGGAGGCUGGCUGGGCUGGAGGGGAUGCUCCAUACUCGCAUACUGGCUGUAGAGGAGAAACACCAGCAGGAGCUGAGCCAGCUGCAGGAUCUUCUGCGAGAGAGGAGCAAAGAGAACAGGAGGCUCAAAUCCAGCUUUGACACCAUCAAGGACCUGAAUGACAACAUGAAGAAGCAGCUGAACGAGCUCAGUGAACAGAAUAAGAAGCUGGAGAGCCAGUCCAAGAGGGUGCAGGCUCGACUCGAGAACCUGCAGAGGAAAUACGAACAAAGCGUGGCACCAAGAGGCUGUCAGAAAGGGAGUGUUAAGAGCACUGAGUGUAUUAAACCAUCCAAGAGGGAGAGAACUGUUGCUUCUGGAAAACCCAGUGACAAGGGCAGCUCCAGUCCCACCCAACUGAAGCUCCUUGCCCUUCUGUUGGACUGGGUCCUUGAUGGGCAGACAUUCUCAUCAGUAGCAGGAAAUGAAGGGAAAGAUGUAGGCCAGUGUCUGCCUCUGGAGGUUGUGCUCAACGAAAGAUGCCUCAAGGUGCUGCCGUUACUAGCAGAUCAGCUUCAUCACACCCCUUUGUCAGAACCAGACCUCCUCCUCCACCUUCUUCGCCUCAUCCACUGGGCUUUGAGACACAUGGACAGUAGCUCACAGAAUAUAGCACUAACUGCCACUCUGCGGCGGAUAGGAGAAGAAGUGUCAAAGCCUGCAGCCCAGUCAACAGUGCUGCAGUCUGAAGAUCCAGAUCUGCCCAAGUCCUGCAGUGAGGCAGCUGGACCCUUUAGGAACUGGCCCCUUUACCGAAGCCCCUGUCCUCACACUCGUAUCCUCUCCACCCUCGUCAUCCUCCGUACUGUCACACAAGCUGAUGUGCUGGCCCAGGCUCUGGACAGCCUCCACACAGAGCUGAGGUGUGAGAAGAGCCGAGGCCUGUUCAUACACUACGGAGGAGUAUGUGUGCUACUGGCGGUGUUAAGAACCAGCCGCGGAGCUCUUCACAUACCUAUAGACGUCCUGAUGCAGCUAACCGAACAGUCCCGCUACCUAAAUCCCUUCCUGGAGGCAUGUAGCUGUGAGGACUUCUUCCAAACAGUGUCCCAGCUCCUUAAAAGCCCUCGCCUGGACCUUCCAUCACUGGAGAAGCUCUCUAUCCUUCUGCAGAAGCUCUCCAGCAUCAGAGUAUGGGUGGGUUGAUGGGAGUAAUGGCCUCAGCAUGGGACACACUGGCCGUGUUGGUUGAUGGAGAAGUUUGGAGGGACUGGAACAAUUACAGCUGAUAUUUAAAACUGACUUGUUGCAAACCAUUCUGAAGUGCUUGACUGUUCUGGAUUGCAAAAGGGUGCAUCCAAUUUUUAAAGUAUCCGAAUCCCUAACUUAACUGUUAGUUUCCAAAACUUCUGUUCAGGUCAGGGUUCUAAUUUAGAUCAAAUUUGCUGGAUAUUUUAUCCUUGGAUCACAUUUUUUUUUUUUAUAAUACAUAGAACACAGUGUACUUGUACUUGUAACACUACUGAGAUCAAAAUUAUGCCUUUGUUAAUAAUCUAUCAAACUGGUCUGAUAAUGAUUACAAGUAUUCAAAGGUAUGAUUUUAUUCAUUUUAAUAAUAAUGAGCAUAAUGUUUCUGAUUAAUGUAACACAUUUUAGCCACUUGUAACUGGAUAAACCUUUUUUUAUAAACUUCAUUUGAUGAUUAGUAGAAGUGAAAGAUUAAAAUUGAAAAUUUUUUUGUGGAAGCAGCAGCAGCAGUGUGACCGUCCCUGUUUAACCUGGAGACUUUAAACCACCUGCUGAAGAAAACAUUCAAGAACAAAGAUGUUUGAGGCGGAAUGUUCUUCCAAAGUAAAUACAACCUGUUUUAGAUGUUUGAGUUGAAGUAAUUCCUUAAGUGACUGCAGACACUUGGAAACUGCUUUCAUCUGCACAAGGAAUUACGGUUAAUAUAAUACAGUAGUUCUGCUAGUGGAAAACGAGACACACAGCAGUAUUGUAGUAAAAUGUAAAAAUGGUUAUUAUUCAGGCAAGCCACCAUGGAAAACAUCUGAUAUAGAAAUCGGACAAAUUUAUAGCAUCGUGCAUCACUAAAACAAGCUCAGCCACUACAGUGUCUUCACUGUAUUUACUUUUAAGCAUUAUUAAACUGUUUGGGUUUUGUUGGUUUUUUUUAGCUUGUGUUGACGUGUUUGAAAGCUUCUGGAUCACGCAGCCAAUGUUCUGCUGUGAUAAAGGUUCAGGAGUGAGCUGUAGCAUAUAGUUUAGCCCAUUUAAUGAUAAGGAAUGUUAUUACCCCAAAUUACUUUGGUUUCUAACCGCUUCUGUUAUUACGUGGCAGGCACCAGAACACAUGCAAAAGCAAUGUUAAAAGUUCUGUUUAUAUACAAAAGGACUGGAAAACAAUUUCUUUUUAGUGCCCUUUUUAAAAAAAGUAUUGCGCUGUUGCAAAUAAGUCAGAUAAUUUUAUUCUCCACAGGGCAUGAAACUAAAUUAUCAGGGCAUAGAAAGGUGGAAAUCCCCCUCCAUCCUACCAAGCACAUCAGCCUAAUUAAGUCUUAGCCUACCUUAAAUUCUUUACUUGGUUACUUUUUUUAAUUGCUUCACCAACUGUAAACAGCCAGAGGCAAAGGAGUUUAUGUUAGAGAUAGAAGAGGAUUUGCUGGCAGUAGUAUGGAGGAGGCUGGUAUUUACAUUUCUUCCUCAUUGUGGCUGUUGUGAAUUUUGUCGCAUCUGGAUGAUAUCAAAUGCAACCAACAAGCUUUAUGAUCAACAGCGGAACGCACUUUAGAUGGAAGCCACAUAAACACUCGUCCUGUGAUGACCAUUUUUCACCAAGCCACCCAGGUUACAUGCACAGAGUCCUGAACUCUGACCUUCGAGCGAGUUCUUCAGACAAAGGAGCACACCUUUAAUCUGUUUUUAAAUUAUGGAAAGAUACUGAUAAUUUGCACAGUGUCUGCAGUGGCAGGCCAAAACUCUCUGAAUCAGUUCUCAGAAAUACAAGAUCCUUUACACGAUGUCACUUUAAGGCAGAUGCAGACGGAUAAUACAACCAGUCUGUCAAGAUCAUCAUAUUAUCAUCAACCGGUUCUUCAUCAUCCAUCUCUUCCGCCUCAGAGACUGUCAACUCUUUCGACAGAAUACAAAUUGAUUGAAAACAGAAGUUCAAUGUGAAGCCGCUCGUCACUUUCUGCUUCCAUUAACUCAUCUGUUGCUUUGGCAAAGCUGUAAUUUGGAGCUAUUGAGCAGAGUGGUAACACAUGACAAUGGGAUUGUUUACUGACUUAACAAAUGAAUGUAAUAAUAGUAAUAUCAGAUUUCCAAUCAAGCCUUCUUGUUUCUGAGUACAUGGGAGUUCAGGACACGCACUGGGUGUAAGGUUGUGUUUACACCCAGCAGUUUAAAUGAACUCGGGGGCACAUCCCUGUUUGGCAGACCUGGCAAAUAAAACUGUCCUAAUCUCAGUUUUGUCCACACUUUCCCUUAUAAAUCAAACAGUUCUUCUGUUUACUGAUCGUAGCCUGGCACUGAUUAAAGAUGACCUUAAAGUGACACGCCGCCUUUUCACCCUCUGCAGGCUGUAAAAGAUUUGCAGUUUCCGUCAUUAUGGAAAAAGCAGUAGUCAGUUUGAACGUACGUCAGUUAUGAACUGGCAAUUUGAAACACCUCUCAGUAUGAUGCCAUCCACUACAACGCCACCACUAAUAACAUCACAAACAUAUGUUUGUGAUUAAAUAUUGUAGACUCAAAGUUCACUUACUGGAUUUUUUUUUUCCAGUACUUUUGACCAUUUUCCAUUGCUACCUUCAGUGAAUGGAAUUUGCUUGGGCAGCCACAUGCUACAGCUGGAAGUUGUGAGAAAAGCCAACCUCCAUCCCAGUACCUCUUCAAAUUAAACUCAUAUUAGACCUUUCUCAACUUCACAGUUUGCAUCCAACAUUCCCGCAGUUAGCAUUCGCCUUUUUAUUAACCAUCAUCAUGAUCUUUCUUUAACCUGAACCAAGUGUUUUAGUUGACUGUUCUUAACAUGACUUCACCAUGGUUUGUCUGCCAUGAUCCUAAUCUUU